Letharia columbiana is the source of this 585-nucleotide messenger RNA. RefSeq lists its product as uncharacterized. The transcript has a single exon. NCBI's taxonomy places the organism in Eukaryota, Fungi, Ascomycota, Lecanoromycetes, Lecanorales, Parmeliaceae. Bases 1 to 585 code for a protein of 194 amino acids. The record is from RefSeq and is a predicted model, not a curated record.
AUGCGUGCAAUUGUACUCUCUCUCGCGUACCUCUUCUACACCGCGCGCACGACAUUCGCUGUUGCGUUUCCAAAGCAGUCGUCUGGCCUGUGGACCAACGCCCCCGAAGACGAUACUCUGCCCGCCACAAGCGGCAACACAACGCUGAGGCUCGAGCCUAACCCAUCCGCACCCCUCAACGUGUCCGCACUUACAAUCACAUGCCUUACCGAGCCCCCACCCCGCCAACCCAUCACCUUGGCUGCUUACUACGAGGCCGUUCAGAAGAUCCUCAUCAGAGAUGACGCCUUUUUCCCACGCCGUUUCGAAUUAGGACCAGGCGGCAAAAAUCUCCGAUGGCAAGGAGGACAGUGCGUCAUCGCUUUCUUCAACAAUCAGCCGUUGAGGACGGAUGCCAUUCCUAUCAUCCUCGUUGCCCAUGUUGCAGCUUUGAUUGCGAACGAAUGUAUCACUGAAGCGAAGGGCUAUCUUGGUGGGGUUGCGCAGAUUGGUCCGAGUAGAGGAACUGUGGGUGUUUUUCAUACUGUGCCAUCCGGUAGUGAGGCCGAUGAGAGAUAUGAAGCUCUCACCAGCGCGGUGGAAUAG